AUAUUGUGAAACUCAUAACCAUGCACAGUCCACCCUAGCUGCACCAUAUCCAGUGUGCCUUUAUAAACCAGGAAGAAGUAGUGCACUCUGAUGCAUAUUCAUUAUAAACUAAAGUAAAAACUUGUUAUUGUUUUUUAUCACCUGGACCAGUAAAGCAGUUUUUGAAAACCAUCACAGAUUUUAAGGGCCUGUUUCCCAGUAAGAGGACAAUAAUAUGACACCUGACUUCCCCAUUCAGGUGCCAAAAUGGUGAACUGCUGUGGAUUGGUAACUGUCAAGAAUAAACCAGUGCCUCUGAAGAGUAUUGCUGUGGAGGUGAGUGUCCAGGGGCAUGUGGCCACUGUGAGCUCCACUCUGCAGUAUGAGAACCAGGAGGAGAGCCCUCUGGAGGCCAUCUUUGUUUUCCCUCUGCCAGGAGAGGCUGCUGUCUGCAGGUUCAGCGCCAAGAUAGGACAGUCUGAGGUGGUGGCUGAGGUUCAGGAGAAACAGAAGGCGCGGGAGCAGUAUGAUGAUUCGUUGAGCUUGGGCCAGCAGGCCUUCCUAUUGGAGGAGAGUGAUGAGAGCCCGGAUGUGUUCAAGCUGAGUGUAGGUAGUCUGCCUCCAGGGGAGAAGGCCUCUGUCAGCCUGGACUAUGUGACAGAGCUGGCUGUACAGGCUGACGAUGGCCUGAGGCUCUGCCUUCCCGCCGUGCUCAACCCCCGCUAUCAACCCCAGGGGUCAGACAUUGUUAGUGGUGGCAGUGCCCUGGUGUCCUCGGUGCCCGCUGGUUCUGUGCCCUACAGUCUGUCCCUCAGUGCCCGAGUGUCGUCCCCUCAUCCCAUCUCUAGAGUAGAGUCCAACUGUCCCCUGGACCCGCUCAACUACCUCAACACAGAGAAAACUCAAGCCACGGUCAGUCUGGCUGCAGGUCAUCAGUUUGACCGGGACGUUGAGCUGUUGUUGUAUUACCAAGACACCCAUCAGCCUACUGCUAUAGUAGAGGCAGCACAGACUUCUGCCAAGCCAGGCUCUCUGAUGGGCGACCCAAUGGUUAUGCUGAGCAUGUACCCAGAGUUCCCCAAGGAUGUGAUGUCAUUGAUGACCUCACACGGGGAGUUCCUGUUUGUUGUGGAUUGCUCUGGCAGCAUGUCAUGCCCCAUGCACAAUGGGUCUGGGGCUCAGGACCGCAUUGGCAGUGCCAGGGAUACUCUGCUGCUCUUGCUGAAAAGCCUGCCAAUGGGCUGCUACUUCAACAUCAUCGGUUUUGGGUCCAGAUAUGAGUCCUUCUUUCCUAAGAGUGUGGAGUACAGCCAGAAGACUAUGGAUGAGGCUCUGCAGAAGGUGAAGGCAAUGAGGGCUGACCAGGGAGGUACAGAGAUCCUCCAGCCUUUAAAACAUAUCUACAGCCAGCCCUGCCUCCCUGACCAGCCCAGACAGCUCUUCUUGUUCACUGACGGUGAGGUGAGGAACACCAAGAAAGUCCUGGAUCUGGUGAAGGCAAAUGCCGGUUCUCACAGGUGCUUCUCCUUUGGGAUCGGGGAGGGGGCCAGCUCUGCUCUCAUCUCUGGGGUGGCCAAGCAGGGUGGAGGGCACGCACAGUUUAUCACAGGACAGGACAGGAUGCAGCCCAAAGUGAUGCAGUCCCUCCGGUUUGCCCUGCAGCCGGCUGUGGUGGACAUCUCAGUCAAGUGGAAUGUCCCAAAGGGAGUGUCUGUCACCCCUCUGUCUCCACCAAUCAGAAUGCUCUUCCAGGGUCAAAGGGCACUGCUGUAUGCCCAGAUCACUGGGGAGAGCUCAGGGGACACAGAGGGCUCAGUGACAGUGAAGUACAGCCUGGCUGAGCAGCCUGUUGAGAACCAGCUGAGCUUCAGUCUCAAGCCUGCAGAGGACACUGGACUGACCGUCCACAGGCUGGGGGCUCGAACCCUGAUCCGCUGCAUGGAGAUGGAAGAGAGACAGGGGGGUGGAGAGAAGAAGGGAGUGAAAGAGAAGGUGGUUGAGCUCAGUGUCCAGUCAGGAGUGAGCAGUGCCUUUACUGCCUUCAUCGCUGUCCACAAAGUAGAUGGAAAGGCUGUGCAAGGACCGAUGCUACGCAGACAAGUCCCCACGCCAAUGUUGUGUCAGAGCUCCAUGACCAUGCUGGGUAGCACGGCUAUGCCCUGGUCUAUGCUCUGUUCUAAGCCCAAGAUGAUGGGUAUGCACAGGAGGAUGGACAGGGGUCGAAAGGGAGCUUUACUGGCAAAAGUUCCAUCAGACUCUGGUGAUGAUGUAUCAGACUCCGACAUACAAUAUGGAGGUAAUUAUAAAGGCUUUGACUGUCCAGCCCCAGCCUCUAAUCCUGCAAUGGACCCUCUCCUCCAGCUGAUCUCCCUCCAGAAGGCCUCUGGUUCCUGGGUCCUGGAGGCAGCGUUGGCUGAGGUGCUGGGGAAGACUGAGGAGGAGUUGGCCAAGCCAAAGCCUGCACCGGUGGACCAGGAAGUGUGGGCCACGGUUCUAGCCCUGGUAUGGCUCUAUGGGUUCAAGAUGGAGGCUCAGGAGGAGUGGCAGUUUCUGGCCAUGAAGGCAGUAUCAUGGAUCCAGGCUCAGAAAGUGGCCAGUGUGUCCGAGUGUGUCCAGGCUGGAAACACCCUUCUGGGUUGCCAGGUGCAGAAAGAAACCCUGGGACUCUGAGACGUUCACCCUGCUUGUCCUCUCUCUGUCCCCCACACUCCUGCUACUCUACCUGGGGUCAGAUAUACACGCAACCCCACCUGCUCCUGGUGCCCUCCUCAAAACAACAUGGUGGAACUAGUUACUGUACCGGUCUGAACAAGCCUAAUUAUCAACCUCUUACCUAUAUUAGCCUACUGUCAUUUAAUGUAGGGGCACUUAUGUAUCUCAAUGUAUUGGUUGUUAUUAACAUAUCAACAUGAAUCUAUGUAUUACAUAUACAGCUAUACUUGUUAGACUUUGCUUUGGUUAUCAUUUCCAUAUAGGCUACUGGAAACAAUGUGUUAACAGUACUUGUCAUCACUAACCAAAAUGCUUGGUAAAAUAGAAAGCUAGAUGAGUGCCUUUCCUAGUGCCUUUACAGUGUGAUCAUGUAACACUGUCUAUAUUCAUGUAUUUGCUCAUAUUUUACCACUGUACUUUAAAAUCAUAUGAUAAAAUCAAUUAUAAUCUA
Salmo salar (Atlantic salmon) is the source of this 3142-nucleotide messenger RNA. The record is from RefSeq and is a predicted model, not a curated record. NCBI's taxonomy places the organism in Eukaryota, Metazoa, Chordata, Actinopteri, Salmoniformes, Salmonidae.